AUGAUUGCAUUCGCUCAUGUCAUUACGGCCAUUGUCUGGCUUCUGGCUGACAGCGUGCAUGGCCAUUGUGUCAUCACGUACCCGGGGUGGAGGGGCAAUAACCUCAUCACUAACGUAUCAUUCCCCUACGGCAUGCAACGCUCAUAUCCCUGUGGUGGCCUGGACGUAACACAGAACCGUACGGCAUGGCCCAUCACCGGAGGAGCCGUUGCCUUGCAGCCAGGCUGGUUUGCAGGUCAUGCGACGGCACUCAUGUACCUGAAUAUUUGGCUUGGCCUAGACCCAGACAAUUAUGCCACGCUGUGGCCGAUGUUUGAGAUCCUUGGACCUUCUGAUAACCCAUACCCUGGCACAAUCUGCCUUCCACAGAUAUCGCUUCCGAACGGCCUGACGCCGAGCAGUGGGGACUUUGCUACGAUUCAGGUUGUACAGACCUUGAAGUCCGGAGCUUCACUCUUCAGUUGUGCGGAUAUCGUAUUCACGGACGAUCUGUCCCAGGUUCCCUCUGUUAACGAGACAAACUGUUUCAACUCCACAAGUAUCAAGGUCGAGAGUGUUCAAAUCUGCUGGUGGAUCAUCGACUACAGAAAGUGGGACAAGUGGGAGAGCGAGUCUAUUCCCGCCGUCUACGACGACGACGACAACAACAACUAG
Phaeoacremonium minimum UCRPA7 is the source of this 654-nucleotide messenger RNA. RefSeq lists its product as hypothetical. The record is from RefSeq and is a predicted model, not a curated record. Lineage: Eukaryota; Fungi; Ascomycota; Sordariomycetes; Togniniales; Togniniaceae. The transcript is spliced from 4 exons. Bases 1 to 654 code for a protein of 217 amino acids.